Molecule: messenger RNA, 1475 nt
Organism: Drosophila bipectinata
Lineage: Eukaryota; Metazoa; Arthropoda; Insecta; Diptera; Drosophilidae
Source: RefSeq, a predicted model, not a curated record
UGGGGGCGAUAAGGAGUGAUUAUCGAAAGCUAAUCAGUCCGUGGCCACUUAAGGAAAUCCAAGUGUGGUAUCGGCGAUACGGGUGUUUUACGGGUUGUAGUUAUGCAGAUAGCGGAGCCAUCUCCCCGUGGCUAGUUAGUUGGAUUCUAUUCGUUGGCCAGUGAAAAUGGCCAGGUUUUUGCUCUUCCUACUGGCCUGCGGGCUGCUCUGUUCGAUAGUCAGUGGCCACCAGGAACUGGAGAAUCUGCUGCAGAAGCAGAAGGUGGACUUGCAGUUGUCCAGCGAUGAGGUGGCGGCCUUGCGUCCUCUCUACCGCGAACUACAGGCCCAGUACGACUAUCUGUACAGUCUUCAGAUGCAGAUGGGCGAUGGAAGCGCUCCAAACAAGACGGAGAAUACCCCAUUGGAUGAAAACUACCUGCAGUCCUUCCAGGACUUUCGCAGCAAGUUUUCCAUUUACCUAGAGGAUACCCCGAAAGUGGUAUACGACACCAAACUGCCCACAGUGGAGGAGAUAAUGGGUGAACCCAGUCCCGACCUUAGCCCGGAUCAAAGAGCAGAGUUCGAGGACUUGCGGGAGAUCCUGCAGGACGUUAUCGACGAAGCCCAGGUCGGCAUCGAUGACCUGGUUGUUAAAGCCCUUUCAUUGGAAUCCAACCUUCUGAAACUAAACAAACCCAAGAUUGUAACUGCUGCCAUUGCCGGAUUGGGUUACAUGUGGAACUAUUGGGGGCGGGGAACUCAAGCCGCCUACUGCAGCUACUCAUUGGUCCCCGAGUUUCAGGUGGCCCUGCAGGCCAUCAACGAUGGAGUCGAUUGCUACACCCGCACCAUGGCCCUGAUCCUUCGUAUCCAGGACGAAACAGUGUCCGCCGUCAAGGAGGUGAAGAAGAAUGUCAGCAGCCUGGUGAAGAUCUACAAGAAGAUUGCCGCCAAACAGACCACCGUGGGCAAGAUCCUCUCAGGAACGGUCAAUGCCCUCAGUGCCAUACGCAGGGUCCACGACAUCAUUGCCGUGGGAAUCGAUGUCUACGGAAAGAUUAACGACCAGUUGCCAGGAGAGGCUCUGCAAUCCGUUCAGUGCGGCCAGCUGUUCGUCAACAGUAUUCCUCAGAUGGUGGAAACAGCUCAGAACCUGACGGUGUGUAUCACCUACGUGGAUCCGGAUAAGACCAGCUACGAGUUCACCCUACCGGAGGAUGAGCGCUACUGGAACAUCGGAGCGGAUCCCCCAGAAAUCCCCCAUGAAAAUGAAGUGGACUGGGAUGACGAUGACGACGAUGCGGAACCCGAAGAGGAGGCGGACGAUUAUGUGGAUCACAGAUAGGAGACGUGUGGAAUUUCCCAGUUCAGUGCGAUUGAUAAGCGAAAAAGAGGUAAUCGGAUUAAUCAAUUUUGUGAUAAUACUCGAUUACCUGCCUACAGCUUGUAUUAGCCUUUUAUAAUUGUGAUUAAAAUAUAUUUAAAACAAGAAA